Messenger RNA from Symbiodinium necroappetens, 626 nucleotides. NCBI's taxonomy places the organism in Eukaryota, Dinophyceae, Suessiales, Symbiodiniaceae. The record is from the annotation of a GenBank genome assembly.
GCUCGCAAGCAGCAGGCUUCAGGACAUGGAGCUCGGAUACGCAAAGCACUCGGCUGGCUCCAAGCAAAAGCACCAAAACCGACAAGCUCGGACGGGAUUUUGCUCCGGCGCUUUCGUCCUGGACCUCCUUGCCAACCGUCACCUGGAGCGGCUCGACAAGAUUCUGGUGAUGCCUUCUGAGCACCAUCUGAUCUCUUGGGGCAGAGAGACACGGGCGCUUUUGCUCACCGGCGCCCUGUCUGCCGAGAAUCGUGCCGAUGCGCCCCGCAAGCUUGGCCAGGCAGAGAUGGAGGAGCUCCCGCCCCUGAAGCGCCCUCGGGUCGCGGGGGGGUUCGAGGUGCUGCCCGACGGGGUGCUGGGGACGAUCGUCGGCUUUCUUUUGCCGAUCGCCCACAAAGAUGACCAGUAUGCGCAGUACCAUCGCAUGGCCGCGCGCAUGUACGACGCGCUCGCCUACAACCACGAGGCGAUGCCUCUGGCGCGACGCGCUCGCGCUGCUGGGCUCCUGCCGGCUCCUCCGCUACGGCCCUCUCUGGGCGAGCUGGCCCUGGACUGCCGCUGCCCGCAGUACGAGCUCCGGUCCCUGGAGAUCACCGUGGAGCGGAUGCCCCCGGCGCAGGGGCGGC